Messenger RNA from Lolium rigidum, 573 nucleotides. Its product is annotated as thiosulfate sulfurtransferase 16, chloroplastic-like. The record is from RefSeq and is a predicted model, not a curated record. The transcript is spliced from 5 exons. NCBI's taxonomy places the organism in Eukaryota, Viridiplantae, Streptophyta, Magnoliopsida, Poales, Poaceae. The annotation marks the transcript as partial.
UGCUUCUCCUUCAGAUACGGCACCGGGGCGGCGGCGUUGCGCGCGCAGGAGGCCGAGGUGGCGGUGCCCCCGUCGGUGCCCGUGCGCGUCGCCUACGAGCUGCAGCUGGCCGGCCACCGCUACCUCGACGUCAGAACCGAUAGUGAGUUCGGCGCCGGGCACCCCGCAGGAGCCGUGAACAUCCCUUACAUGUACAGCACCGGCUCAGGGAUGUCCAAGAACUCGCAUUUUGUAGAGCAAGUGUCGGCGAUCUUUGGAAGGGAUGCCGAGAUCAUCAUCGGAUGCCAGAGUGGCAGGAGGUCUCUCAUGGCGGCAGCUGAGCUCUGCUCCGCGGGGUUCACUGCCGUGACCGACAUCGCAGGAGGGUUCUCUGCCUGGAGGGAGAACGGGCUGCCGGUCAGCCGAUGAUAGCAGGCGGCUGGCUUCUCUGAACUUUUCUGAAACACAAUAAUCUGUUCAGGAGGCUCUGAUGCCUCCUAGUCCAAUGUUGUAACAGUAUGGUCGUCUUGAUCACUGGUUCAAGACGCCACAUGGCUAUGGUAAUCCACUGAAUAAAAAUUGAGUUGAGUGCAA